UGUUUUAAUAGUAAGUUUAAGGUUAUGUUAACAUCUAAUGCAUGAAUUAUGGCAAAAAUUGAAAGAUUAAUUUAUUUAAACGUAAUUUUACUAAUAAGUUUUGUUAAUAUAUCGUAUGGAAUUUAUGAAGAUCAAGUUGGAAAAUUUGAUUGGAAGAGAUCGUUUAUAGGAAGAACUAAAUAUGCAGAAAUUGAUUCUAAAAAGGUGAUUAUAGCAACAGAAGAAAACGUACUUGCCAGCUUAAGUCUCAGAAAUGGUCAGAUUUUAUGGAGGCAAGUUUUAGAAAAUUCAUUCAAUCACGAAAUAAAGUUACUGUAUGUAAAUAGAGACGUUUAUACUGUAUCAGGAACUCAAAAUAAUUGGAUAGUGCGUAGUUGGGAUAUUAAUUCUGGUUCUUUAAUAACAGAGUGGCCAAUUAUAGUAGAAAAAUUAUCGCCCCAGGAAUUUACUGUCUUGGAUGGAAAAUUAGUCAAUAUUAGCCCAAUCAGAGGUUCUCAUUUGGAAAUUACAACAUACAAUCUUGCUACUGGAGAAUUAAUUGGUAAAACCUCCAAAAUAUCAGCUUCAUGGAUAACAGAUUAUGCAAAUUGCAUUAUCGUUAAAUCUAAUUUCGUAUGUCUUUCAAGUAAUGAUUAUUUAGGUCAAUUAUACUUUAUUGAUUUCGUUUCUAAAGAAGCCAGUGUUAACACAAAGUCAGUACAGAGUGUAUUAGAUGGAGUUUUAGGACCAAUAAAUAUUAGACAACUGAAAUCAAAUAUUCCAGCAUUCUUAUUAAUUUGCAACAAAUCAGUUAAACUAAUUGAGAUAAGUCAGUCAAACCUUGUAGUCAAAGAUACUGACAUAUCUUCAAACAUCCACAUAACUGAUAAUGAAGGUAAAAUAAUAUUUUAUCAGUUUGAAGCUAGUACUUCUCCAGAAAAAAUAAUAAGUGUCACAAGCAAAGAAUAUACUAAUGGUCAAGAAAUAUUAUCAAUAGACUUGGAUUACCCAAUAGGAUUGGGGGCACCAACAAUAGUAGCAAGCUACUCAAAAGGUCCUGCUACUAUUUUGUUAUUAAGUACUUCUGAUAACGCUUUACUUGUUGUGAAAUUGCCCGAAGGCAAAGUUCAGUGGACCAAUGAAGAAGCUCUUAGUGAUAUAGUUGCUACAGAAUUUUUUGAGUUACCCAUGUCUGAAUCAGAUGCUUCAAUAGAGAACGAGUUCAAAACCAAUUCUAAUAAUGUGAUAAAUAUGUUGAUGCAUAGAUUAACUACACAAAUUAAACAGUUAUCAAAUUUUAUUUUUGGUAGCCAAUUACUUUCAGCAAGUGGUUUAGUAAGAGAUGAAUUUGGGUUCCAUAAAUUGAUUGUAGUUGCAACGAAAAUUGGCAAAUUAUUUGCAAUAGACACAUUUACUGGUUCAAUUGCUUGGAGUUAUAGAUUGCCUAAUAUUAAACCCUUUAAAUUGUUGGAAGAUGAGAAGAUGCUUUUGUUCGUACAAAGAACAGCUAGAUAUACACCGUUACCUGCACAAUGCACUCUCCUCGCUGAAGAUAUGUUGACUGGCAACACCAUACUGUUUCAGUUUGAUCCAAUAACAGGUUAUUCCCAAAAAGGAAUUGAAAAAUUGAAUUAUAGGAUAUUACAAGCUGUACUUCUACCAUAUGAAGAUGAAAAUAAGCUUAAACCAAUUUUGUUGUUGUCAUCUAAUAAUGAAAUAGCAGUACAUCCUCCUUCAGCCAAAUCUCUAGUACAAACUCAUAUAAAACACAAUCACAUAUACUUAGUAGAUAGUGAGAGCAACAGUGUGAAGGGAUUUAGUUUUUAUCAUGGUGAUGAUAAUGAAUGUGGACUUACACCAACUUGGGAAAUAAAAUUUCAUCCUUCUAAAUUAGUGUCAGUGAGUAGUAAGCAUCCUAAUGAGAGAGUUCAUUCCCAAGGAAGAGUUUUACCUGAUAGAUCAGUUUAUUAUAAAUAUGUGAAUCCUAAUUUAAUCAGUGUGGCUACAUUAAGUGAUGACCCUAUUCAUAAACAUGUAUUGAGUAUUUAUUUAAUUGAUGGUGUUUCUGGUUUCAUUAUGUAUUCAACAUCUCACAAGAGAGCUAAAGGACCAAUUCAUAUGGUACAUUCAGAAAAUUGGCUUGUUUAUUCUUAUUUCAGUGAAAGAUUCAGGAGAACAGAAGUGGUAUCUGCGGAGUUAUAUGAAGGACAUGUCCAAAGUAAUAGUACUGUUUUUAGUUCGUAUGCCAUUAGUGUUUUACCUCACGUACAAACCCAAUCUUACAUAUUACCUGCAACUCCUGUCGACAUGACUGUUACUCUGACAGAAAAAGGAAUAACUAAUAAAUUUUUAUUAUUGGCUUUAUCUACUGGAGCUGUUGUAGAAAUUCCGUGGCUUUUAUUACAACCGAGAUUUAGUGACAUACCAUGUGGUCCAGAAGAAAGUUGUAUUCCUUAUAUGCCUGAAGUUCCUUUGCCCACAGAAGCUGUGAUAAAUUAUAACCAGACUUUAAGUGUUAUUAAAGGUAUUGAAGUUGCACCAGCUAGGCUUGAAAGCACCUGUCAUGUAUUAGUACAUGGCUUAGAUAUGUUUUAUACUAGAGUAGCACCUUCAAAAACGUUUGAUGUAUUGAAGGAAGAUUUUGACUAUAUAAUGAUUGUAUUGGUUUUAAGUGGAUUGAUUAUUGCAAGUUAUGUUACUAAAUAUCUUGCUUCCAAAAAAACAUUAAAACAAUUAUGGAAAUAAGUUGUUAACUAGUCAAUUUGAUGUUUUUAGAUAUUUUUUUUUUAGUAAAACUUAUUAAAAUGCAGUUUAUCAAAUCAAUUUAUUUAAUAACAAAAUAAAACUGAAGAUUUAUUUUUAUUGUAAUAACAUCUGCAUUUUAUUUGUUAUUUAGGAACAAAAAGAAAUAAGGAUAAAUAUGUUUUAAUAACUUGUAUAUUUAAAGGGAGCAAAUAAUGCAUUUAUUUAGUGUGAUAGUAUGAACAUAUUAAUUACAAACUUGAAGAUUCUUGGCUUGGAUAAAAAUACUUAUCGAGAUUGACUAUUUUAUAUACAUAUUGUGAUGAAAAUUUAUUAUCAAAACUAACAAAAAUUCAUUCAUUACUGUUUAAAACAACGAGAAGAAAUUUGCUAGUUUUUCUAAAGAUGUAAUUAAAAUAUGAUACAGCAUGUUUCCAUAAGAUCUACAAUAUUAAAAAUACAUUUCAAUAAGUUAUCUUUUCAUGAAAAUUUUUUAAAUACCAUUUUGAACAUUCACAUUUAUGCAACAAACUUCCUCAAAUUUUGUCACCACAUUUACCGUCUUGUAUCUCCAUAUUCACACAUCCUUUACUUUUGUUGAGUUGAGAAUAGUUUCCAGAGAAUCAAUAUUUUAAUUCAUCUUCUUUUAACGAACCAUCUGUGUUUUUUGUUUAUUAUUAACAUGUUGAGCCCCAACCAAAAUUGACCAACCCCGGACUAAAAAAUUUUUUUUGUGUUUUUAUACUUCAUAAGAGGUGUGGGUCCCAUUAAUUUGAAAUUAAAAGUGCGAAAAAAUGUUUUUCGUGUGCGGUCCAGGACAUAAUUUUUUGCACUUUUCAUUCGAAUUAAAUUUUUUCAUUAUAUUUCUUUGAAGAUACAUGCAGUAUAGAAAAACAAAAUUUUGUUUGAUUUUCCAUCCUUCGAACGAUGAUACAUGCUUUUAUGUAAAGUGUACAAAAAUGUACGCUGUGUUUUGAAAAAUAUUAUAUGAGAUCAAGGUAAUGUAAAGGUAGCACAAAUUGAAAAUUUUCAUCAAAUGUUAUAUGAAUUAUGUUGAAAAAAUUAUGAAAAGUUUUUUGUUUAACAAUGGAAUUUAAGAUCAUGAAAAAAAAAAUCAAAUAGACUAAGCUUAGGAUGAUGUUGCAAGGACCCAGGACGGUCCAAUCAAACUGUAAAAUACAUUUAAGGGUUGCGGGCGUACAGACCACACUGGUGCUCAACGUAUUUAGUUGAAUUUGUCUCUUCCUGGAUCUGAUUUUCUCUAUUCUAUUGAUUUUUACCUUUGCGAAUGUACAAGUUUGAAUGUAAGAACAGGGAUUAUACACUUAUUGAAGACUUAGUUAUUGAGGAUACCUUUUAUUCUUCACGCUGUCUUCUGUUGAUCUCUUCAGUUUGAUUUUCUGAUUCUGCUUUAUGUUCCAAGUAUAUAUCCUUUCUUUCCUCCUUCUGUUUAUGUGCCACUUUAUCUUCUAAUUGUUUAUGGUCAAUCAAAAAAUCAUUUUAAUAAUCUUAUAAAUAAUAGUAUUUGUAUUACUGAUAAUAUUGCAAGAAUUUACUUAUUUAACUUUAUUUCUUUUUGCAGUUUUCCUUUAUUAGUCCAGUCAAUAUAGACAUUUGAAAUAACAAAAAUUCCCGGAAAGUCAGAUAUUGGUGGAGAGCUGGGGUUUACCAUUACAAAUCAAGUUUUAAAAAUCCGCAUCGAUAUCAAGUGUGUUUUUGGAUUUUCCUCGAAAACGGUAAGUUUUAUAAAAAAAACAAACUAAAGUUGUAGCUAUCAAAAUUCUCUACGAAAAUGGUUGUUUUGAUUUUUUUCCUAAGAAUUAACAUUCCUGAGAUUCGCGAUUCUAAGAGUCAUAUUAUACAUGAUAUGCACGUAUUUCCACGCCAUCUGUCAGGUAGGCGCGUUUUCACUGUAGUUUCAAGGGAAUAAUACCCGUCAAGCUCUAGAUACUACCUUAUUAUUGAUAUGGCUUUUCAUUAUUGGGUUAUCAAAUUCAUACUCAUUAAAGUCUGCUUCAAUAGUUAUGUCUUCUUCGAUUUCUUCAUCUUUCUCUUCUUCUAGCUGGAUGUUCAUAAAUUGUUCCAAUGUAGCAGAUUCAUUGGUCUCUUCAUUAAAAUCACAGGAAUCUUCCUCUAUUCUACUCAACUGGACAUUUGAGCAGGACUGACCUUGACAAUUGGUACACGCUGAAGAUAAUAGCAAUCUGGCUUUUUUACAGCCAGAUUUGGCACUACAACUUUUUUUGCAAUUGCACAAAAUAGUUUUGAAAAGUGUUUCUGGUGGGAGUAAAGUUUCAAUCGGUUUCAGAGUAUUAUCUAUCAAUUUCUAGCCCUAGUCUUCAGUUGUAUGCCUAGCCAUGUUUGAACUUGAUAGUUUACUCGAAUAGCAGAUGCCGAUGUUGGAGGAAGAUAUAAUAGUUUGUACUGGUUUCUUGUUUUGCGUAUUUUUUACAAAAGUUAAGUAUCGGUACUGUCAUUUUUUUUGCAGCUCUAUAAACCGCAAGGAGAAAGCGAAUUCCUUCCGCAAUUAUUAUUUGAGGUGUGGAAUCAAUUUCUGUAAAUACUUUAGCGCACUCAGUCAAAUCGUUUUUUUGUUUCGAAUAAUUUAAAUACUGACCUUUUGCUCCUUCUGUACAUUGCUGACGAAGUGUCGCAUCCGGUUCUCGCAUGUAAAAAUAAAAUAGAGUUUUGGCAUUUGAGAUAAGCAAAUAAACUUGUUGAAAAAUAUUUUUCUGUUCGCUGUUGAGCCCUCCCGGGUUUCAGAAAAUAAAUAAUUUUAUCCAAUGGAGUCCUUGCAGUGAGUAGUACUAACAAAUCAACAUCUUCACCAACUACAAUUGGUACAAUUUGGUACAGGGGAUUCAGUUAGCGACUGACUAAAAGAAACACAAAUAAGUGCCUGAUUAUGUAUAUACAUGUGCAUAUCAUGUAUAAUGUGAGUCUUAGAAUCGCGAUAUCUCAGGAAUGGUAACUAUAAGGGAAAAAAUCAUAGGGUCCAUUUUUGUAGAGAAUUUUAAGAUCUACAACUUUGGUUUAAGGUUUUUUUUUAUAAAACUUACCGUUUUCUAUCCAAAAAACCUCAAAUUUUGACCUUUGACUCCAACUAACUUUUGUAGCACUCAUAGUUUCGAUGGGGAUUUUUAAAACUUUAUUUAUAAUGGUAAACCCUAGCUCUCCACAAAUAUUUGGUUUUCCGGGAAUUUUUGUUAUUUGACCACUAUUUUUAUGUCGAAAUUGACUGGACUAUUAUUUACUCUUUAUUGAUUGUGAAUAUACAGCUAUUAGUCAGAAGUUAUUAUGAUAAAUAAACUUGAAAUGACUAUUUCAUUGUAUGCAAAAGUUAGAUGAUUAAUAUUAGAAUGUUAGUAGGAAAUUUCUGAUAUUGAUAUACCAAAAUACAAGGUUUUUCAUCACUAUAUAUUAUUUUUACAUAAUAAAAAUGUAUAAUUAUUCUUAGAAACUAUUAGCACUAGUAAGUGAUUUAUAGAAUGAUGAACUACCUUAGGCUUGUUCUUAGUAGCUGCACUGGCAGAACUAGUUCAGGAAACGUUCUUCGUAGCAGAACCAAAGCUAGUCUCACUGUUAUUAGUAGCAGUGCAAGAGAACUAGUUCACCCAGCUCAGUGUACUGCUUGCACUGGGUCUAGAGUCAGUUCAGCCAGUGCAAUAAGUAUAAUCUGGGAACGGUGGCACUACAUCUUCGUCAUCGGACGAAUGUAAAAUAUCAAAAAGUACUAAAUCGUUUUCCAUUAUUCUCAAUACUAUAAGGCCCGAAUCACAUCAAGUAACCUCAAAUACAACAAUCAACAAAUGCUCCAUUGCUUUCUGCACUAUAUCGUUCUUUGUAUCCGAUCGAACUGAUCCAGUUCCAGUGCAGCCACCAAGAACAAACCUCUUAUAUAAAUGAAAAUUGUGUAAUAAAUGAAAUGUUAAUGGUUGUUUUCACUGAAGGAUCUAAACUCCAAAUAAGUAAGAUGGCGACUAAAAUAAGAUCACUUAAACGUAACAAGACACACAGCCCAAGAAAAUCUCAACUUAGGAUUUCCCAUCAGUGACAGACCAAUAAAUCACACAAAAACCAAGUGAUAUUCAGACUCGUUAACCAUAGCCCAGCUCCGCCAGUCACCGAAAUUACUUUUACUAAUAAGAAAAGAAUUUGUGCUCAACUUGGAAGAAACACCUAAACGAUGACUUUUUCAAAUUCUUCAAGGGCUAUCUCGAUCCAAUAAAAUACGCUCUAUACUUUGAAGACGAUGAUAUUUACCAACAUAAUAGAAGAAACAUUCAAGAACUCGACGUAUGAUUUGAUAAAUAAAUCUCCAAAGAUAGAAAAAUAUCAUAAAUCAUUACUAUCAAGGAACAACCAACCACAGUGGCAUAAGUGGAACAGAAACUCAAAUUCGAACCCUAUAUUUUUCUGAUCAGUAAAUACAACAGAAAUCCUCCAAAACGAAAAUUCACGAUAACACCAAUCCUCACAAAAUCCUUGGAAAUCAUCUCUAUACCUUUCAAGCAAAUGGCCAGAAGUUUCUAACAGUCGUCGAUGCAUUUUCCAAAUACGGACAAGCCUAUUCAAUACAAGGAUCUAACUCUGUCAAUGUUCUAAAUGUUCUCAUCUAUAUAACACACAAUGUAAUACAAUACAUGAUGGUAGCUGACAUCUUCGAAUGGCCCACAAUCAAGGAGAAUAGUCGAACGAUUCCACAAUAUUUGAACAUCAUAGAAUUCUCAGAACAAAGCUGAAAAGGAACAAAUUUAAAGGGCCAUCUAGAUGCGUGAGACCCAUUUGACUUAGAUAUCGAUAGAGCUCUGCUGAACAACUAUACACAAAGUCAGAGAUAAAACUAAAGAAAUAUAUAAAGCUAUAAACAAGAGAAUUAAAGACGUCAAAGAAAGGGUUAUAGUAAAAAGAAGGCGUCACGAAAAACUUCUAUAAACUUUAACCAAAAUUCUCUCCUAAACUGGUCACAACAGACAACGAAGUUACCAUUGACACUCAAAAUACAACUGUACACAAGAAAAAUGUGAAAAACCAACCAUGGAAAUCGAAUACAAAUCCUAUAUUACAGAAAAACAAUCUCAUGUCUAUAACGCAUAGAUUAAUCGCAAAUUAACAAUAAGGUUUAACCAAUCAAAGAUAGUGGAACGAUUAAGUUCCUCCCUAUCGAGCGGUCGAAAGAGCCAUAAAAGUAUUUAGCUGCUGCCGCAUUUUUGAACUUUGCGUUAUAGGCAUUGAUUGUUUGGUGGUUUUUGAGCAAUUUUUUUCGCUUAAUGCAGUGAUAUAACUCGCAUGCGAACGUUUUGAAAUACCCGAUAUAAUGGCUCAAGAAGUACAGAUCCUAGAUCUCAAGAACAACUCAGAAUAUUCGUCCUCUCAAGCUGUAACUAGCAAAUGCGAUUUUAUCUACUAUUUUCACAUGAGACCACUAGCUGAAGAAAUAAAUGCACUAGAAACGCAAUAUCAAACAGUCACAUCAGAAAUCCAUCAGCUACAAAAUUUUGAUCAAAGCUUACAGUAUCUUGUAAUCGCCGCUAAGAAGAUACUUCAGAGCAUUUACCAACAAUAUAAACUAAUAAAAAGAGGUUUAAACAACGGUUUGGGAAGCGUUAUCAAAACAUCAGGAAAUUUGGAUCAAGAAGACGACGAAAGAUAUGAGUGGGCAUUGCAUCACUUGAGUAAAACCAGAACAAUAUAAUAACGAAAAUUGGCAGGCAACGAGUCUUAAUAAACUGGUAAUGGCGAACUUUAAUUACACAAGAUCACUUAUUAGACACAACCAAAAAAAUAUCGUUAUCGAAAAAAACAAAAUCAACACCGAUUUAAAUAAAAUAAAUAUACUAGACCAAUUCAACUUAUACAAAUAUCCUACUAACAUUAAAGUGCUAGAUACAUUUAUAGUGAUGUUUUAAACAAUCACUAUGUACCUAACAUGAAACAAGUUAUUGAAAAAAAUAGGUAGUAUUAAAAUGUGGCGAUCUAGUUUCCAAAUAUAGUAUUCACAAAUCAUUUUUAAAUGAAUUAUUGUUUGAAUUUACUUUAUUUUCUUGAUGUUUAUAAUUAUGUUAUUAAUUAAUCAUUAUAAAAUUGAUGUUAAUUCAGUUAUUGAUAUUCAUUCAUUCCUUUUUUAUUAAUUUUUGUGCCUAUUGUGUAUUUAUUGUUAUAAAAUUAAUUAUGUAUAAGAUGUACGAGGAUAUAUUGAAAAAUUCUUAGCCUACUAUAGAACCAAACAAAAUUUUAAUGUCAAAAUAUUUAAUUACUCAACAUAUUCUCCUCUUAAUUGGAUAUAUUUAUUACAGCGAACCUGCAACGUCUCUCGACCUUUCAAAAAAAUGUUUUUUCUUGCUCUGCAAAUCAGAUCUCUACAGCUUUUAUUACCUCCUCGUUGGAAGAAAAUUUACGACCUUUUCAACUUUUUUACAGUUGAGAAAAGAGUUGAUAGUCGGACGGAGCCAAAUCUGGUGAAUAAGGGAGGUGUUUUUUGCAUGGCAGCAUGAGAUUUGUGUACAGGGGCGUUAUCCUGUAAAAACAAAACAUCUUUGGAUAGCUUUCCGCGUCUUUUCUCUUUAGUUUUCUCCUGUAGACUGGUCAUUAAUUUCGAAUAGUAUCUCCAGUUAUUGCUCUACCCUUAUCCAAAAAAUCAAUCAUGAUUUCUCCAUGGCAAUCCCAAAAAACUGAAGCAAGGACUUUUCCAACAGAUUUUUGGAAACGAAACUUAGGUCUCGGAGAACCAGAGUGUCGCCUUUCAACACGCAAUAUUUUGUUUAUGCACGAAACUGGUCUAGGUUAACUAGAUAUCAAUACAUCCCGUACAUUAUUAAAUAUAUCACAUAUUCAAAAUGUUAACAAAUCGAUCUUUAUAUGGAAAAUCAGUAACUCUCAAGGCAGUAGUAGGUAGUUCUCCUUUUUUAUCAAUAUUUUAGUUAUUUACUGGAUGAAUGUUAAAAGGGAAUUUCUCGAUUGUAUUGUCCGUCAUAUUUUUUUUGCUCUCCUAAGUUGGUAACCGUAACCGUUUAUGUUUUACGGCGAAUCUCUCGACUGUAUUGUAGAUCAUCUUUUUUUAAUUUUUUUUUUUCGUUAUUUUUAACAAUUCCGAAACCCUCUUCGUCUGAUCUUCGGAUGCCAGUGGUGAAAGAGUCUGAGUGGCUUGCAAACCCGUGGACAGAGAAGCAGUAUAAUUCUUCCAAUAUCAAUUGCAGAUUAUAAAAACUGGUUCGAAACUCUUGACGACAAUUUUGUUUGAUCCACCAUUUAUCAGUCAAUCAUUAUUAUACCUCGUUAACUUGCUACAACUGAAUAUUAAAUUAUAAAACGUAAAUAGACAAGUAAAAUGUACCUGCCUGUAAGGGAGUUUAGUUUAAACAGGGUACUAGACGUGAACUGAUCCCUUUUUGUACCCCAUUCGUUUUUUUUUUGGAAAUUUUAAAGUAAAAACCAUAAAGGAAAACAAAUUCUUUGCAAAUAAAACAAAAGGAAAAAAACAUUUCAAUUCCAAAGUAUGCUUAAUGCUAAAAUUUGAGCUUUGUUACUACUACUAUUUGGUAUCUUAAGAAUCAAAAUGCCUCGUAAUCCACUCCACUUGGGUUUACUAUUAUCACGCUUUGGACUAAGUGGAACGAGGAAAAUCGUGGUCGUGAAUGCUUAGUGGAAUGCUUAUAUUGUCUAUAAUGAUAAAAUGAAGCAAUGAUUUAUAAUUUGAACAAAAGUCUACCUACCAACUUAUCAUUUCGUAACGUUAUCUGUAAUAUUAAAGGGUAGCCAUCAAUCUCUCAUGUAAUUAAAAAUAUUAUUAGAUUAUCAGUUAUUUCAAGUAAUGUGGAGUUUUGUCUUAAUUCGUUAACAACGUCCUAUUUUACUUCUCAAGACCAUUCGUUUUUAACGAUAUUGGAAAGAAACCAAAACCAUUGAAUGAUAUACUGUAAAAUGUGUUUAUAUGAUUAUUAUUUCAUACAUUUCUUCAAAUUAAUAUUGUUACAUCGUCUGCAUAUGCAACAACUUGUACAACUGAACAGGCCUUGAAGGUCCAAGGCUUGGAGUCGGUCUACUGCUUUUCUCCAUUUAGUUUUGUCCAUGGCUACGUCAUUCCAGUUAUUUAUUUUAGAUCUUCUCUUUAUACUUCUAUCCCUUAAUAAGGAUCUUUUUGGUCUGACCACGUACAGUGCUUUGACUUUUGCGUUUUUUUUUCUCCACUCCUCUGAAAAUCCUUCUUAGUACCUUUCUCUACCAUAUGUUUAUUUUGUUUUCUUCAUGUAUAUGCAUAACUUGGCGGCUCUUGAAAUAUCUUAAUAGUCCUCCUAGAACUCCAAACGUUUUAUUUUCUUUAUCCAGUCUUUUAUCGAUUUUCCUGGUUUUACCUCCUUUGUUUGUGAUUGUUACUUUCCCUGUUUUGCUGUGUCGUCAGUUUAAUUGGAGUUAUUCAAAUCUCUUCCCAUCUCUAUAAAUUUGGUCUUUUGUUCAUUUAUGUUUAGUAGAUAUUCUUUUUAUCAAUAUUCUUGAUUUUGAGUAACUUUUUAUUUUUUCCAAAUGUUAGAUAUCCUUUUUGUAUUUUCUCAUUCCACUAAACGAGGUUACAGUUUUAAAUACGUAUUUUUAUGUUCCUUAGAUGGUCCAUUCCUCUUUCGUCUUGUCUUGCUAUCUUCAUGUAUUUCUAGACCGAUUUUUCCUACUCCUGUUUCCAGUUUUUUCAUUACCUUUAUUAGUUCUUCUCUUGUAUUAUUCGUUAUGAUAUUUUUGUUAUUUAAUUUUGAUUUUCUUAUUUCGUUUUCUAAAAUCAUAUUAAACAGGGUUGGAGAGAUCGAAUCGUCUUGUGUGACUCCUUUAUUUAUUUUCAUUUCUUCUGUUAAUGUUCCCAGAUAUCUUACUUUGGCUUGUGUGCUUUGUAAUACAUCUUUCAUUAAUAUCUUUAAUUUUCUGAGUACUUUUAGGUGUUUAUAAAUCUUCUAUCAUUGUCUAUUUAUUGAGUCAAACGCGCUUUUAAAAUCUAUGAAGAUUCUGUGUAGCUCCAUUUUUGUUUCCAUGUUUUUUGUACUGUUUGGUCUUUUGUGUGGAUUGCGUUGAUUGUGGAUCACCCUGGUCUGAACCCAUUUUGGUAGUCUCCCAGUAUACGUAUAAUAAUAAUCUUUAUCUAUAUUGUAUUGGUAUAAUAACACCAGUAUUCCAUUCCUUUGAGAUCUUGAUUUGUUACCAGAUGGUCUCGAUGAGUUGAUGAAUUUGUUUUUUCAUUUGUUCUCCGUAUUUUAACCGAUCAGCCUCUAUUCCAUCUUCUCCAGGGGCUUUCCCAUUACGAAGAAUCAUAUAGUCAACAAAUGUAUCUUGAUUUUUCUAUAUAAAAUUGUAUGUGUUUGAAUUCUCAAAAAAAUUUUGUACAAAUUAAAAUGUAGACUAAAAUAAACUUGAAGGUUUGGGGAUUGAUUUUUAUUAUUUCA
Molecule: messenger RNA, 12143 nt
Organism: Diorhabda sublineata
Lineage: Eukaryota; Metazoa; Arthropoda; Insecta; Coleoptera; Chrysomelidae
Gene: EMC1
Product: ER membrane protein complex subunit 1
Exons: 1
Coding region: 49-2724 (891 amino acids)
Biological process (GO): protein folding in endoplasmic reticulum
Cellular component (GO): EMC complex
Molecular function (GO): protein binding
Source: RefSeq, a predicted model, not a curated record